This is a messenger RNA of Sorex araneus (European shrew), 3273 nucleotides long. It is a transcript of the gene RADIL, whose product is annotated as Rap associating with DIL domain. The coding region runs from base 134 to 3190 and encodes 1018 amino acids. The record is from RefSeq and is a predicted model, not a curated record. The transcript is spliced from 15 exons. Gene Ontology annotation, biological process: neural crest cell migration; substrate adhesion-dependent cell spreading; signal transduction. Gene Ontology annotation, cellular component: microtubule. Gene Ontology annotation, molecular function: GTPase binding. NCBI's taxonomy places the organism in Eukaryota, Metazoa, Chordata, Mammalia, Eulipotyphla, Soricidae.
GCGGCCGGCAGGAGGCGCCGCGCGGAGCUCUCGGCUGGGCGCUGCGCUAACGGCGGGCGUGGGAGCCGCGCGGGACGCGGCGGCAGCGGCGGACGGUGCUGGUGCUGAGUGCGGACCCUCCGGAGCCCGCACCAUGUUCUAUGGGACCCACUUGGUCAUGUCGCCACCGUCCACGCGCAGACUGAAGCGCCAGGGCCAGCUGCUGAGCGGCGUGCUAUCCCGCACACUGAGCUCCAAGUCCCGCGGCCUGGAUGCCCCCUGCAGCCCUGGCGCUGGCGAUGACCCCGCUGAGCUGUCCACGCAGCUCUCGGCGCCCGGGGUGCUGAAGGUGUUUGGGGACAGCGUGUGCUCGGGUGCCCACUACAAGAGCGUCCUGGCCACGGGCGCGUCGAGCGCCUGCGAGCUGGUGAAGGAGGCGCUGGAGCGCUACUCGCUGAGCCCCGAGUGCGCCGGCCACUUCGUGCUCUGUGAUGUGGUGGGCCAGGCUGGCGGGGGCGGGCGCCAGUGGCGGCCCGAGGGCCUUCGUGUGUUCGGGGACCACGAGAAGCCGCUCCUGGUGCAGGAGCUGUGGAAGCCCCGGGAAGGCCUGGCCCGGAGGUUUGAACUGCGGCGGCGGUCGGACGUAGAGGAGCUGGCCGCCCGGGACGUGGACACCAUGACCGCAGGCAUCAAUGCCCAGGCCCGGAGACUGCAGCGGAUCCGCGCCAAGGGAACCCCAGCCCUGGCCUCGGGGGGCACCCAGAGCCCCCCGCUGCCCCGGCUGCGUCGUACCGUCAGCGAGACCAGCCUGAGUCCGGCCCCUGUCCCGUCGGACACUGCCCGCGACCCCGAUGAACCGGGCCGGACUGCCCUGCGCGGCUGCCUGGACGAGUGUCCACACCUGCUGCUUCUGCAGGGCUAUAGCCCCCAGCACGACAGCCUGGUGUACGUGCUGGGCCGGGAGCGCCACACCGUGGGCCAGCGGACGCCGUCCAGCAAGCCGAGCAUCAGCCUGUCGGCGCCGGACAUCCUGCCGCUGCACUGCACGCUGCGCCGCCGCGCGCCGGCCGCCGGGGAGCCCGGGCCGCGCCUGGUGCUCGAGCCCAUCCCCGGGGCGCCGGUGUCCGUCAACUUCGCUGAGGUGGGGGACCGCGCCGUGCCGCUGCGCCACGGGGACCUGCUGGCGCUGGGCCUCUACUACCUGCUGCUGUUCAAGGACCCCGCCCAGGCGCAGCCGCUGCCCGCCCAGGCUCUGGCCCGCCUGCGCGCUGCGACGGCCCCCGCGCCCCUCGGCUGCCGCCUGUGCGGGGCGGCGCUGCGGGCCCCGGCCGGGCCCCCGCGCCCGCGGCCGCUGCAGCUGGAGUUCGACGAGGACGCAGAGGACGCGCUGCUGCAGCGCAUCCUGACGCUGGUGGAGCCGGGUGGCGACGAGCACCCGCUGACGCCCGCCUUCCUGCUGUGUCUGUGCGUGCGCCACGCGGCCACCCGCCUGCCGCCCGGCGCCUUCGGGCCGCUCCUGCUCAAGAUGGCCCACGCCAUCCAGGACACGGUCUGGGAGAAGGCCAAAGAGCUGGCGGAGAAGCAGGCGCACCUCCCGGAGCCCAUGUCCCCGACCAGCGUGUCCAUGGCCGGCCUUGCCCCUGACCUGCAGCACCUCCUCUUCUGGAUGGCCAACGCCGUGGAGCUGCUUUACUUUGCGCAGCAGCAGUGUCCGUGUUACAUGCAGAGCUUGGAGGAGGAGCUGGACGUCACAGGCUCCAAGGAGUCGCUGUUCUCCUGCGCGCUGACGGCCAGCGAGGAGGCCAUGGCCGUGCUGGAGGAGGCCGUGCUGUACGUCUUCCAGCAGUGCGUGUACUACAUCUCCAAGUCCCUGUACGGCUGCCUGCCGGGCCUGCUGGAGGGCCCCCCCUUCCAGACGGAGCCCCGGGAGAGCCGCGGCUCGGGCCCACAACUGCCGGAGGAGCUGCGCCGCGUCGUGGCCAUCUACGAGGCCACACUGGAGCUGCUGGGCCAGCUGCGGGUGCACCCCGAGAUGGCCGCACAGCUGCUGGCCUACCUGCUGUUCUUCUCGGGCAUGCUGCUGCUCAACCAGCUGCUGGACAAGGGCCCCUCUCUGAGCUGCUUCCACUGGCCACGCAGCGUCCAGGCCUGUGCCCGCCUGCAACAGCUGCUGGAGUGGACCCAGGGCGCAGGAUGUGGGGAGGCUGCCGAGGGCUUCUUCCGGAAACUUUGCUGCACGCUCGACCUACUGGCCACGCCCAGUGCCCAGCUCAUCCAGAUGAGCUGGGCAGACCUGCGGGCCACUUUCCCGGCUCUGAGUCCCCCGCAGCUACACCGCCUGCUGACGCAGUACCAGCUGGCCUCGGCCAUGGGCCCCAUGAGCGCCUGGGAGCCGGGCGCCCCGGACAGCGCCGAUGCCGUGCAGUCAGAGGACGUCCUGGAGUCCUACGAGCACCCCCCACCCAUCGUCCUGCCCAGCGCGGGCUUUCAGGUGGACCUGGACGCUGCCUGUCCGGACGAGCGCCUAUACCGACACCUGCUCUAUCUGCGUCACUUCCUGCGGGGCCUUCGCAGCUCACAUGCCCCCGAGUGCCCUGAGGGCUCACCACACCCUAGCCCUGAGGGGCCCCCUCCUCCCCCCGGGGCGCCUUCAGCACCUCCUGGACGGCAGUCUGGCCGCAGUGGCCGUGGGGGCCCCCCAGCCAGUGCCUCCACUACAGACUCGGGCCUGCUCACGCCUCCCAGCACGCCUCUCGGUCCGGAGCCACAGGCCCCCAGCUGGCCAGAGCCCAGUGGCUCCUGUGGGAAGGCCCUGCUGAACAGCUGGAGGGACGCCCCCCAGGGAGACUGUGCCUCCGAGGACGAGCCCCUGGCACCCCCUGGAGCCCUCGGCUGCGGCCCCGUGUUCCUGGUGGAGCUGGAGCGUGGCCCCUGCGGGCUGGGCAUGGGGCUCAUCGACGGGCUGCACACGCCCCUGGGCGCCCCCGGACUCUACAUCCAGACGCUGCUGCCUGGCAGCCCCGCGGCGGCUGACGGGCGCCUCUCGCUGGGGGACCGGAUCCUGGAGGUGAACGGCAGCAGCCUGAUAGGCGUCAGCUACCUGAGAGCAGUGGAUCUGAUCCGACACGGGGAGAAGAAGAUGCGGUUCCUGGUGGCCAAGUCUGACGUGGAGACCGCCCGGCGGAUCCGCUUCCGCACGCCGCCCCCCUAGCCCUGCACAGCCGGCGCCCGGCACAGUUCUCCAUGCAGACUCAGACUCGAGUGGGGAGGUGCUCAAUAAACUCUUUCACAUGA